This is a messenger RNA of Corvus hawaiiensis (hawaiian crow), 2473 nucleotides long. Its product is annotated as heat shock factor protein 5-like. The transcript has 7 exons. Gene Ontology annotation, molecular function: sequence-specific DNA binding; DNA-binding transcription factor activity. Gene Ontology annotation, biological process: regulation of DNA-templated transcription. Bases 245 to 1486 code for a protein of 413 amino acids. The record is from RefSeq and is a predicted model, not a curated record. Lineage: Eukaryota; Metazoa; Chordata; Aves; Passeriformes; Corvidae.
CUGCGAAGCAAAGGCAGAAGGCCGAUUCCAGGCAGAGAAAGCAAGGGUUUGCCCCGUGCCGGUCCGUGCCGUGCCCGGGCAGCGCCCCGGGAGCCGCCCCGCCCGCGCUGUGCCCGCAGCCCCGGCUUUGUGCCGCUCGUUCCCGCGCGGGGCCGAGCGCAGCGCCCCCCUCAGGCCGCGCGCCGCCGCUGCAGCUGCGGCCGUUGCGCUGCGGCCGUUGCGGCGCCAGUGGGCGACAGGCGCGAUGGCCGAGCUGCCGCUGCCCGCCGGGCUCGAUGCCAGCACCUUCCCCGCCAAGCUGUGGCGCCUGGCGAACAGCCCCCGCGUCCGCUCCGUGCGCUGGGACACCCAGGGCCGGGGGCUGCUCAUCGACCGCGCCCUCUUUGAGCAGGAGCUGCUCAGCCCGCCCGGCGCCGACGGGGCGGGCAGAGAGAGAGGGGCGGCGGUCCCGGACUCCUUCAAAGCCACGCACUUCGGCAGCGUCGUGCGGCAGCUCAAUCUGUACGGCUUCCAAAAAGUGCUGGGUUGCUUUGGCGCGGCUGUGCCGGGCGAUGCUGGGCCCAUCGUGCACUUCCAGAAUCCCAACUUCCGCCGCGACCGCCCCGACCUCCUCCUGCGCAUCAAGCGCCUGACCAGGGCCAACAGGCAGCGGCUGGCAGCCGGGCUGGAGGUGCGCGGCCGCCAGCGCAGCCGCUUCCAGCAGCUCAACACGGAGCGGCCGCUGCUGGACUUCCUCGCCGGGCACCCCCCCAGCGCCGCUCCCUCAUACCAGCACCUCGGUGCUGUCUCACCUGAGGGUUUAGAGCUGCCUCCCAGACCUCCCAAGGCAAGCCCAGGGGCUCAGGAGUCUGACACUUCUCCACCACCUCCCAAGAGAAUGUUUACCACCUCUGGACUUCCUGGGGUCUCAUCAGAGGAACCAGGCACAUGGAAGUUUCCACUCAAGCGUGAGCUCAUCAUUCCACUGGUUCGCAUGGACCUUAAACGCCACCCUGAGCUCAUGGUUCCACUGGUUCCUGUAGACCGUCAGAGAACUUCCGUGGCCCUUCCACAGAAGCGCAGCUGCACAUCUUCAGAGCAGCACACCCCAGCCUACAGCCCAUCAGCCACACCGGGCAGCUCAGCCCCCAGUGCUCCACCUGGCAGUGCUGGUUGGGCAGCAUGGACGGCCUCCAGCUGGGCUUGGAAUAGUCCUGGGCAAGAGGAAUUGCCACCCCUGGAUCUCGACCUUGUUCUUGAGACACUGGAGGAGAUGCUGUCACCAUCCCUGCCUGAAAGGUCUCCCUGUGCUCAGGUCAAUCUUAGUGUUGCCCCUGAGUCUUCAGGAGGGGAGGCCGGGAACAGGGCUGCAGCAGAGGGAGCUUUGCCUGGCGCCAUGAGCUGCAGAAAGAGUUCCCUGGAGCCCGAGGAGCCUGAUAUCCAUCUGAUCUACCUCUCCAGGAGGGCUGCCCUGCGUGGGAGGAAGGGACCGAGGGAGAGCCUGUGACCAUCGGGCAGGUGGAAUCCCUCUGUUUGUAGAUAGAUUUAUAGAUGUCUAUAGUUAUAUUUAUAUAUCCAUAUAAUUAUUUAUCGUAUUUAUACUCUACUUAUUAGUUACAUAUAGUAUUUAUAGAUUUAUACAGUUGUGUUUAUAGGUGCGUGUAUUUAUAGAUCUGUGUAGUUAAAUUUAUAUAGUUAUAGAUAUGAUGUAAUUAUAUUUAUACAUAGGCAGUUAGAGUUACAGAUUUGCAGUUACAUUUAUAUAUGUGUAGAGAAAAAUUUAUAUAUAUAUAAGUUGUAUUUAUAAAUGUACAGAGUUAUAGAGUUAGAGGUAUUUGGAUGUUUAGAUACAUAGAUUGAUGUUUAUAUAGGCCUAGGCUGCAUUCUAAGCUCUUUCUGCCCUCAGCCACCUUUUUAAUCUCUUGCUUUUGCCCCUGUGCCCCCUCUGUCCCCUCUUCCUGUGCUGGCUCCGAGCUGGCGGCCGGGCCGGGCGGAGCUGCAGCAGCUGCAGCCCCGGUGUCCCUGGAGCGGUGGGAGCUGCCGGUGGCCGCAGGCACUGUGCCCUGAGGAGCUGCUGGAGGACGGUGAGCCAGAGGGGGCUGAGGGCGCUGAGGAGGCAGUGACACUGAAAGGACGGUGACCUUGAGCUGCCUUGAAGACCUUGAGAAGAGCCGGAGAGUGACGAGAACCAGCAGGGAGAAGCGGAAGGCCACAGCAAGAGCAGCGAAUAUGGACCUGCUGCUGCCGCCCGAGACCCUGGGUGUCCCAUCUGCUGUCCCCGUCCAGGAGAGCUGCUCUGCACGGGAGGAAGAGACCGAGGGAGAGGCUUUGAUGAUGGGGCGGCUGGAAUCCCUCUUCUUGUAUCUCUGUUUAAAGAUGUAUGGACUUGCUCAUAAGAUAGUGACCAUUACAUGGACAUUUAUAUGUAGGUUGCUAUUUGUAUAGGUAUAUUUGUAUAUGUAUGUUGUUAUAUUUAUGGAUGUAUGCUAUGUAU